UCGGCAGUCAGCCGGGGAGAUGGGGUUCCGCAUCAGAGCCUGGCCCCUUAAGGGCCUCUGAUGAGCUAUAUUAGGCCCAUCUGCAGGCGGCUUGAGCAACUUUUAGUAGCCCCAGCAGGAGAGAGAGGAUGCAGGAGGUCAUUGCAGGGCUGGAGCAGAUCACCUUCACCUUCGAGAAGGAUGUAGAGAUGCAGAAGGGCACUGGACUCCUGCCUUUCCAGGGCAUGGACAAGUCCGGCUCAGCUGUGUGCAACUUCUUCGCUAAAGGGCUCUGCGAGAAAGGGAAGCUGUGCCCCUUCCGGCAUGACCGAGGGGAGAAGAUGGUGGUGUGUAAGCACUGGCUCCGGGGGCUGUGCAAGAAGGGCGACCAGUGCAAGUUCCUGCACCAGUACGACGUCACCAGGAUGCCCGUGUGCUACUUCUACUCCAAGUUCGGUGACUGCAGCAACAAGGAAUGUCCCUUUCUCCAUGUGAAGCCGGCCUUCAAGACCCGGGACUGUCCGUGGUAUGACCAAGGUUUCUGCAAGGACGGUCCCCUGUGUAAAUAUCGCCACGUCCGCAGAAUAAUGUGUAUUAACUACUCAGCUGGCUUCUGCCCUGUGGGACCCAAAUGCCAAUUUGCACACCCCAAGAUGAAUCUUUUAUUCAACCCAAGUUACCUGAAGCCCUAGGCUGGGAUGGCACUGGCAC
This is a messenger RNA of Lagenorhynchus albirostris (white-beaked dolphin), 690 nucleotides long. It is a transcript of the gene CPSF4L, whose product is annotated as cleavage and polyadenylation specific factor 4 like. NCBI's taxonomy places the organism in Eukaryota, Metazoa, Chordata, Mammalia, Artiodactyla, Delphinidae. Gene Ontology annotation, molecular function: RNA binding; metal ion binding. Bases 129 to 671 code for a protein of 180 amino acids. The transcript is spliced from 7 exons. The record is from RefSeq and is a predicted model, not a curated record. Gene Ontology annotation, cellular component: mRNA cleavage and polyadenylation specificity factor complex.